Messenger RNA from Eucalyptus grandis, 1035 nucleotides. RefSeq names its product O-acyltransferase WSD1-like. Gene Ontology annotation, molecular function: diacylglycerol O-acyltransferase activity; long-chain-alcohol O-fatty-acyltransferase activity. Gene Ontology annotation, cellular component: plasma membrane. Bases 1 to 1035 code for a protein of 344 amino acids. Gene Ontology annotation, biological process: triglyceride biosynthetic process. The record is from RefSeq and is a predicted model, not a curated record. Lineage: Eukaryota; Viridiplantae; Streptophyta; Magnoliopsida; Myrtales; Myrtaceae. The transcript has 5 exons.
AUGGCUACUGUUGAGUUUGGGUUGGCUCGAUCUCAUGGAUUUGAAAAGAGGGACGACUGGAGCGGGGCCGGAGGGAUCAUCGACCAGCAUGUCGUCGUGGUCCACGGCCCCGUCGCCAACCUGUCCAUCGACUCGCCGGGGUUCCUGGGCGACGACAAGCCCCUGUGGGAUGUCCGCCUCCUGAUGGCGCACCGGUGCGUGGUGUUUCGGAUCCACCACGCCCUGGGUGACGGGAUCUCGAUGUUCCUGGCAUUGUGCCGGCGGGUGGACAACCCUGAGGCGCUGCCCACGAUCGGUCAUCCGUUGUCGGCUAAGAGGAGGAGGGGCAGCAGCGGCGAGUGGUGGAAGGCAGUAGAGAGGGUGUUGGGGGUGGCGCGGUUCAAGUUGGUCUUCGUAGUGGAGUUUGUGCUACGGAGCAUGUGGGCGAGCGACUGGAAGACGCCAGUGAGCGGUGGCGCAGGGGUGGAACUCUGGCCGAGGAAGCUGGCCGCGGCGAGGUUUCGGGUGGAGGACAUGAAAGUGUGUGGGUUUGGUAUUAAUCAAGAACUAUCCAAUUUUAUCAAAGGCAACCCGGGACUGCGGUGGGGCAACAAGUUCGGGAUUCUCCUCCUCCCCGUUCACUACUGCAGAAGCUCUGGCGACCCUCUCGAAUACCUGAGAAAAGCUAAGUCCAUGAUCGGCCGGAAGAAGAAGUCCCUGGAGGUUCACUUCUCCUACAGAAUCGGGGAUAUCGUCAUGACUUAUCUAGGAGCACGUAUCGCGAGCCUGCUCAACUACAAGAUCAUCUGCAACACCUCCUUCACUAGCAUGAACGUGCUCGGCCCGCGAGAGGAGAUCGCGGUCAUGGGCAACCCCAUCACGUACGUACGGGUGAACUCCUCGAGUUUACCUCACGCGCUCACAAUGCAAAUGGUGAGCUAUGCGGGGAGGGUGGACAUGCAGAUUCUGGUGGUCAAGGACAUCAUCCCCGACCCUGAUUUUCUGGCAAAGUGCUUUGAGGAUGCUUUGCGCGAACAUGUCGGAUACGCUAUCUGA